Molecule: messenger RNA, 2145 nt
Organism: Brassica napus (rape)
Lineage: Eukaryota; Viridiplantae; Streptophyta; Magnoliopsida; Brassicales; Brassicaceae
Product: E3 ubiquitin-protein ligase XBAT32-like
Exons: 9
Coding region: 412-1959 (515 amino acids)
Molecular function (GO): protein binding
Source: RefSeq, a predicted model, not a curated record
AUCGCCAAUUUGUUUGCUGUUUUUGUAAUUAAAAAAAAAAACAUUUUCAAAUAAAUUUCUCCAUUAUUUAAUGUAGGCCUGGAUCAAGUUUGGUAUUUUUAUUGUUAAAUUCUGUAGAAUUAUCUUCUUUCUAAAUGCCGGUGAUGAUCAUCAUCUGUGCAUGACAGAAUUAAAGAACAACAAUCCAACCCCCUUUUCAAUAAUUUGAAUUCAAUUCAACUUGUUGAAAUUUUGUUAUUUUUAUAAAACUUUGAAUCUUUCGAGCUGAUUUUACCAACUGGGUUCCUCUCAAAAUUUCGAAUUGUGGAUCCAAUUGAAUUGGUCUUCUUGUGUCCAUGGUGAUGAUCGGUUAAGGGUUCUUCAUCUUUUGAUUUGAAUCCGAUAAAGAUUUCACCUUUAUAUCGUAAAACGAUGAGGUUUCUGAGCCUCGUCGGAAACUCAUUCGGUUGCUCCGCGUCCGGCGAACGAUUAGUAUCUGCAGCCAGAGACGGCGAUUUACAAGAAGCCAAGGCUCUUCUUGAUUACAACCCGAGGCUCGCUCGCUACUCCACCUUCGGCGUUCGUAACUCUCCUCUCCAUUACUCCGCCGCUCAAGGCCACCACGAGAUAGUUUCUCUGUUGGUGGAAUCAGGUGUUGAUAUCAAUCUCCGGAACUACCGUGGACAGACGGCUUUGAUGCAAGCUUGUCAACAUGGUCAUUGGGAGGUUGUUCUGACUCUCAUUCUCUUUGGUGCUAAUAUUCACAGAUCAGAUUACCUAAACGGUGGCACUGCUCUGCAUCUCGCGGCUCUUAAUGGUCACCCUCGGUGUAUCAGGAUAUUGCUUUCCGAGUAUAUUCCAAGUGUCCCCAAUUGCUGGAGCUUGUUGAAGAGUAACAAGACCUCUGUUUCCGGAUUUGAUCGAAGUGUUCUUCAAGAAGUGAUAAACAGAGCAGCGGAUGGAGGAAUCACACCUCUUCAUGUGGCUGCUCUGAACGGACACAUAGAGACGGUGCAGUUACUCUUGGAUUUGGGAGCUUCCGUUACUCAGGUCACUGUGGAAGAUGGAACCACAAUAGAUCUUAUAGGUGCUGGGAGUACAGCUUUACAUUAUGCUUCAUGUGGAGGAAACACUCAGUGUUGCCAGCUUUUGAUCGGCAAGGGUGCCUCUUUGGCUGCCAUAAACUCUAACGGAUGGACGCCAUUGAUGGUUGCUCGCUCGUGGCACCGGGACUGGCUCGAAGAAACCGUGAACCCAACCACAGAGCAGCAGCCACAAAGCCAUCCACCAAAAGUCCCUUCUCCUUUCCUCUGCCUUCCUCUAAUGAGCAUUGUCAAGAUCGCUCAAGAAUGCGGCUGGCGAGAAAACGACUGUCUAACUCCAUGUCGUGAUCCUUGCGCCGUUUGCUUGGAAAGAAAAUGCACCGUAGCUGCAGAUGGAUGUGGUCAUGAGUUCUGCACGAACUGUGCGUUAUACCUAAGCACAACAACCAUAACAUCCUCAAAGACGACAUCACAAGCCACACCAGGCUCAGUCCCAUGCCCUCUCUGUCGCCACGGCAUUGCUUCUUUCACCAGACUUCCCGAUACAACAGCAAUAACAACAACAGUGACAUCAUCGAGAACAAGCAUCUCAUUGUCCUUCUGCACUUGCUCUUCAUCCUCUGAUGUAUUAGACACAGCUCUUCUUACCACCAACACUCAGUACAGCUGUAAUAAACCGGUGGUUUCAAGAACCGGUUCUCGAAUCUCGCAAUCCGUUGGAUCAUCAUCGUCAUUUCGGUCACUUGGCUGCCAUAGGUUUCCUCCAAGUCUCUGCCUCGGUGGCUCAGAUGUUGAUGAACCGCAGAGACGGUUAAUGAAUGGAUCGUAUUCAAGAUCCGGUUUAGGGUUCAGGCGGUCGGCGUCUCAGGUUGAAGGAAAACGUUCUUGGUUUUCUGCGUUUAACCAUUGUGUUACAGCCGGUGGAACUGCGUGCUAACGCAAACGCCAUUUUUUUCCCUUUUUUUUUGACAAAUCUUUACUCCUAUUUUUGAGGAGAAGAAAAUGUGCUAAUUGGUUCUGUGAAUGGUGGUGUGGUUAUUAUUUAUUUUGUAACAAUUGAAAAUGUUGUAAUAAAUAUAAUUAAUUUGGCUUUGCCGUUUACAUUGAAAUGGUGUGUAUAUGA